Adineta ricciae is the source of this 1791-nucleotide messenger RNA. The record is from the annotation of a GenBank genome assembly. NCBI's taxonomy places the organism in Eukaryota, Metazoa, Rotifera, Eurotatoria, Adinetida, Adinetidae.
AUGUCACUAACUCGCGAUCUUCAACAAAUAACCUUCUAUACUGGUCUCUUCCUACUUGUAUUCGGCAUAAUUGGAAAUGGAAUUAAUAUUCUAGUCUUUACUAAAGUGCGAAUUUAUCGAAUCAAUCCCUGUACAUUCUAUUUUCUCAUGGGUUCAAUUGACAAUCUCUUCUACGUUUGUCUUAAUCUUCCCAUUCGAAUUUUGACUGACAGUUAUGGAGUUGAUAUCUAUGGAGGUUCAGAUGUUUGGUGUAAAGUACGACAAUUUUGUCUACCAGUUCCUGCUCUUAUUUCCAUCGCCUUUUCAUGUCUGGCUACCAUUGAUCAAUUUUUCGUCACAUCAAAGAUUAAUAUCCUUCGAAAUUGUAGUCAAAUUAAAUGGGCACAUCGAAUAUCGAUCAUUGUCGUCAUUUUCUUCUCUCUCUAUGGUACUCAUCUUUUCUUUGUUUAUGGAAUAUCACCUGGAAGUCAAACUUGUAAGAGUGAAGACCCAGCGAUUGCUGUUUACGUACCGAUUUAUUUACUUGGUAUUAUCUGCGCAAUACCUGUCGGGAUCAUGACACUAUUUGGACUAUUGACUUAUCGUAAUAUUCGCCAAACGAUACGUCUUGCUGAGUUACACUACGAUCGCCAAUUGAUACGCAUGACAUUGAUUCAUAUUGCACUCGUUGCUAUUAGUUUAGUGCCAUAUGGUGUUGCGAAAGCGUAUGCAUUAAUCACAUCUAAUGUUACGAAAGAUUCAGAUCGGCAAACGAAAGAAUAUUUUGCUACUACGAUUGUUACUUUAGAAACUUAUUUCUAUUAUGUGGGAAGUUGCUAUACAUUCUUAUUAACAUCGAAACGUUUCCGGCAAAAAGCCAAAGAACAAAUAUUCUGCUGUAAGCGAAGAAAUUUCAUUAGACCGUAUUGAUGCUUAUAAACAACUUUGUACAAAUCGUAUUUCCGCACUUUACUUCAGAUUGUAGUUCAAAAAUUUAUUUAACAAACUUCUAUCCUAUGAAAGCACAAUUCCAUAAAAGUCCGGAGAGUAAGAUCUUUCUGAAAAACAAAAUUAGACUUGUGGAUUGGGAUAUGAAUCACAUGAACGUGUGAACAAUCAAAUCAGAUAGAUUAACAAUAAAUCGAAAACGAGGACAAAUACCAUUUGAUCAAAUUCCGAUGUUUUUCGCAUGAAAUGAGACCGGCUCAUAAGUAGAUUCAAAAUCUACUAACAUCCGUUUUUAUGACAUUCUCGUAGCAUCGCACAAUAUCAAGAAAUUGAGAGAUAAUUGGUAGAAUCCUGGAAAGUUUUUGCUGAAAAGAUAUUAUCGAUAGUUUUCGGUAUUUACUAAUUCCAAUCAUAUCAAUAAAGCUCUUUAUCCUCGUUCAAAUAUUAUAUGUUCUCUUAUUUAAAUUGGUAGGGUUAUUUUUUCUACUAAAGAUAACUUGAUCUUACAAUCUUGUUUUCUCGACUUCAUAAGCACAAUGAUUCCAUAUUCAUUAGUUCUGGCGAAUUUAAUUUUAUUAUUCAAAAGAAGUAAUGCAUGGUACCAUGACGCAAAUAGUUCGUUACAAUUAUAUGUAGUUGAUUUCAUUCAAGUCGUCCACUUCCCAUGUAAAAUUUUUUUGGGUCUAAACACGUUUCGACUGCGUGCCAGAUGCGUCUAAAUCGAAAUAACUGGCCGUGUCCCUGGUGAAACAAAAUAGGGUGUCUAGACGCAGCUCAAAACUAACUGCGUCUGGAUGCGUUUACAUUAAAUUUCAAAAUUAGGCAAAAAAUCUUUCAGUUCAUCUCAGAUUCGAACUGAGUCGC